ACCUUGAACCUCAUACGACCCGCCCAUCAACAUGUCCGACUUAGCGCGGAGCACCGGACUGCACGAUUUGCCCCCUGAGAUCUUCGAGUCAACCCUCACACACCUGGACCUCGAAUCGAUCAAGGCUCUCCGCUUAGUCGACCGAAAGCUGGCCGAGAAGUGCAUCGGACCCCGAUUCCUAAGGUGCAUCCAACAGCCUGUUCUUGAUGUCUCACCGCAGAGUCUUCGCUCUCUGCAUGCGUUGGCGCGCAUUCCUGCACUCAGCAAGAAGAUCCACUCGCUCACAUUCCUUGCUAUAACAAUGGAACCUUCUGGGUUAGACAAGGACAUCAAAUCUGGGAGGUACACAGCGGAGAAACUCAACAAGCACGGAUACGUUACCUCCCGGAGCACAGUCAAAUUCACGCCCGAGGAACUGGAAAAGGCCAAAUCUGAUCUGCGCUGGCUUAAUGAACAGCAAGAGGCCAGAGAUCAGGAGUCACCGAGCGAGAUGGUUGAGAUCCUGCAACUCGCGCUCAAAUUGUUUGGAACCUUGGAUGUCAUCCGCUUUGAUGGCGGAGUCCUCCGCGGUCGGACGGAGAGAAAGGCGCCCAAUUCCAAAGACUGGCAGCCACUCUGGGCGCGAGCCUCGCAAAUCCUCUCGUGGGUUUUGAGGGCAAUGGUGCAGAGUAGGGUGUCGGUGAGGAGCCUUGAUAUCUUUCGUGAUACUGAUAAAUGCUGUAUUCCGAUUGACAAGAUCACCGAUAUUGCAUUGGGUCUGGGCCCAGGGCAGCUGGAAAUACUCGGCAAGGAUCUGAUAUCGCUCAAGCUCAGUAUUUCCAUGGCUAUAGAGGAUUCUCUCAAAGAUGAGGAGGAAGAGGAGGACGAGGAGGACGAGGCGGACGAGGAGGAAGGGGAGGAAGAGGAAGAAAAGGAAGAAGAAGGAGAGGAUCCCCCGCCCGUGCUAGAGGAUGGAACACCCGGGAUAGCAUCACUCUUCCUCAAAUCCGCACCAGCUCUUCGAGAGCUGGACUUAACAUUCCGGCGCACCGCAUAUGGAGAAGAAUUAUUUCACUGCUACGAUAGGAUCGUCGACAGUAUCGCUCAUGAAAUCCAAUUGCCAUUUUUGGAAAAAUGUGCGUUGUCGGGAUUCGCGGCCAAAGGACAGUCCCUGCUGCUCUUUCUCCAAAAGCAUUCCAACCUGCGCUCGUUGACGCUGCAUGAGUGUCACCUGACCUCUGGGUCAUGGACCCCGAUCUUUGCUCAUUUGGAGCGUUCUAUGCCAAUGCUGGAGAAUCUCAGCCUUAAGAACCUGUUUGGGAGACAUAUGCAAAACCUGAAGUAUGCACAAUCCAGAGGACGUGCUUUACCCGAUGCCACUCGUGAGCAGGAAGCAAAGGAUAACGAGCAGCUGGGCAAGGGGCUGGUGGUCUUGUUGCCAGUCUGGGACACAAAUUGGCCACCGCAGUGGACACGCUACUCGCAUUCCAAUGGAUUAGCUGUGCACACCAGGGACUUCACCCGCGAGGACUUGGCCAAAGGACUGGUGUUCCGGCCGCUUAGAAAAGCGCCUGGACGAGCCCUCGGUUCCCCUGAGCUUAUGCGCUGGAGCAAUUCUAGGACUCAACUUUACGCGCCUCCCAGAUAGGUUAAGGGCAUGGUUUAUUCUUUGAGACUUCAAGGCAGAACAAGUGGUUUUCAGCCAGUCCGCCAAGCGACUUACCUCUGCACAGAGUUUAGAUGGUUCUACAAAACCCUGGCCAUCUCCAUCAGUCAAGGGUCAAGGCAUAUGAAGUACUUGCAGAAAGCAGAAUCGUCAUAGUACCACGAUAAUUGUACUCCAUAUACUUAGAUGAAC
Messenger RNA from Aspergillus aculeatinus CBS 121060, 1837 nucleotides. RefSeq lists its product as uncharacterized. Gene Ontology annotation, molecular function: protein binding. The record is from RefSeq and is a predicted model, not a curated record. Bases 32 to 1627 code for a protein of 531 amino acids. NCBI's taxonomy places the organism in Eukaryota, Fungi, Ascomycota, Eurotiomycetes, Eurotiales, Aspergillaceae. The transcript has a single exon.